This is a messenger RNA of Microthlaspi erraticum, 678 nucleotides long. NCBI's taxonomy places the organism in Eukaryota, Viridiplantae, Streptophyta, Magnoliopsida, Brassicales, Brassicaceae. The record is from the annotation of a GenBank genome assembly.
AUGGAGAAAAGAGGAGCAAGUAGUGGAGGAGAGGCAGAAGUGAGAAAAGGACCAUGGACGAUGGAGGAGGAUUUGAUUUUGAUCAACUAUAUCGCCAACCACGGCGAUGGCGUUUGGAACUCUCUCGCCAAAUCUGCAGGUCUAAAACGCACCGGGAAAAGUUGCCGGCUACGGUGGCUGAACUAUCUCCGACCCGACGUACGACGGGGAAAUAUUACGCCGGAGGAGCAACUUAUCAUCAUGGAACUUCAUGCUAAGUGGGGAAACAGGUGGUCGAAAAUCGCCAAGCAUCUUCCGGGAAGAACUGACAACGAAAUCAAGAACUUCUGGAGGACAAGAAUCCAAAAAUAUAUAAAGCAAACUGAUGUAACAGCAACAACAACAUCAUCCGUUGGAUCUCAUCAGAGCUCAGAAGUCAACGAUCAAGCUGCAAGCACGUCGAGCCAUAAUGUCUUUUGUACACAAGAUCAAGCGAUGGAGACUUAUUCCCCUACUACAACAACGUCGUAUCAACAAACCAAUAUGGAAUUCAACUAUGGUAACUAUUCAGCGGCGGCGGCGGCGACGACAACAACCACGGAUUAUCCGAUACCUAUGAACGUUGAUGAUCAAACCGGUGAAAACUAUUGGGGCAUGGAUGAUAUUUGGUCAUCAAUGCAUUUACUCAAUGGUAACUGA